ACGUAAUACGUAAUGGAUGAUGGCAACCCGACGGGCCCAUCUACCAAUAUCUCUUGAUGCACCUCCGGCGGGGUCCGACACUGGUCGUGAGCUAUUUGAAGGCUGCAGAAACGGUGAUGUGACCCGUGUUAAGAAGCUGGUUACGCCUCACAAUGUGAACUCGCGGGAUACUACAGGAAGAAAGUCUACUCCUCUUCAUUUUGCUGCUGGGUUUGGGCGGCGAGAUGUGGUCGACCAUCUUCUACAAAAUGGGGCCAAUGUUCACGCCAAGGAUGAUGGUGGUCUGAUUCCCCUGCACAAUGCCUGCUCCUUUGGCCAUGCAGAAGUAGUGCUGCUCCUUUUGAAGCAUGGCGCUGACCCCAAUGCAAGGGAUAACUGGAACUACACACCACUUCAUGAAGCAGCAAUCAAAGGAAAGGUUGAUGUGUGCAUAGUGCUUCUGCAGCAUGGGGCAGACGCAUCUAUCCGCAACACAGAUGGAAAAAUUCCGCUGGACCUGGCGGACCCAUCGACCCGUAGUGUGCUCACAGGGGACUACAGGAAGGAUGAGCUGCUCGAGUCUGCUCGCAGUGGCAAUGAGGAGAAGCUUCUGGCACUGCUCACAUCUAUAAAUGUCAAUUGCCAUGCCAGCGAUGGCCGCAAGUCUACACCACUCCACCUUGCAGCAGGCUACAACAGAGUGCGGAUUGUCCAGCUCCUCCUGCAGCAUGGGGCUGAUGUUCAUGCCAAAGAUAAAGGUGGCCUGGUGCCUUUACAUAAUGCGUGUUCCUACGGCCAUUUUGAAGUGACUGAGAUGUUGAUAAAGCAUGGGGCCAAUGUGAAUGCCAUGGAUCUGUGGCAGUUCACACCACUGCACGAAGCAGCCUCCAAGAGUCGAGCUGAGGUGUGCUCACUGCUACUUGCACAUGGAGCUGACCCUGGUCUGCUCAACUGCCAUUCGAAGAGCCCAGUCAUGGUAGCUCCUUCCCGUGAUCUCCAGGACCGCAUGCUUUAUGAGUACAAAGGACAUGCACUACUGGAUGCAGCUCGGCAGGCUGACCUGGCACGCAUCAAAAAGUACAACACCCCUGAUGUAGCCAACUUCAAGCAUCCGUUCACAGGAGACACAUCCUUGCACGUGGUUGCGGUUUCUUCAUUUCCCAAGCGCAAACAGGCUAUAGAAUUGCUGCUCCGGAAGAAUGCUAACAUCAACGAAAAGAACGAAGAGUAUUUGACGCCAUUGCACCUAGCAGCUGACAAAUCUCAUCUUGAUGUUGUGGACGUUCUGAUCAAAAAUGGUGCAAAGGUGAAUGCACUGGACAGCUUGGGGCAGACUGCACUGCAUCGGUGCUCUCGCGAAGGAAAUGUGCAAGCUUGCCGCUUGCUCCUGUCGGCUGGGGCUGACCCUGGUAUAGUGAGUGGGCAAGGCUAUACAGCAUCACAGUUGGCCAGUGAUGCAGUUCAGCAGCUUUUGCAUGAACCUCAGCACAGCAGUGGAGAUGCAGAGUUCCAGCUGCUUGAAGCAGCAAAAGCUGGAGAUCUUGACAUUGUGAAGAAAUUGAUAUCGUCUCAUGCUGACAUUGUGAACUGCAGAGAUGUGGAUGGGCGACAGUCAACGCCAUUGCACUUUGCAGCAGGGUACAAUCGUGUGGCAGUGGUUGAAUUCUUGCUUCAGCAUGGUGCUGAUGUUCAUGCCAAAGACAAAGGGAAACGAAGGACGCAGGUGGGUUCCGCGAAGAGGGGAUGCGGGAAACACCCACACAUGGAAAGAAAUCGGACUAGUGGCUGCGCCGUUGGAGAGGCACCAGAUCUGCACCCUCGCUUGGAACAAAAGGGUAGACGGUUCGAGCUGAAGGGGAGCGUUCAGGGAGACGGUCACGUAGAUAAAAGGGGCUUGGUGCCUCUACAUAAUGCUUGCUCAUAUGGCCAUUAUGAAGUAGCUGACCUUUUGGUGAAGCAUGGUGCCAGUGUAAAUGUUUCUGAUCUCUGGAAGUUCACGCCACUUCAUGAAGCAACUGCUAAAGGAAAAUAUGACAUUGUGAAGCUGUUGCUUAAGCAUGGAGCUGACCCAAGCAAGAAGAACCGUGACGGUAAUACACCUCUUGAUUUAGUGAAAGAUGGUGACCAAGAUGUGGCAGAUCUUCUCAAAGGGGAUGCUGCACUUUUAGAUGCUGCUAAGAAGGGCAAUCUUGCAAGGGUCAUGAAGCUGGUAUCAAGUGAAAAUAUUAAUUGUAGGGACUCUCAAGGCAGGAACUCAACACCACUGCAUUUGGCGGCCGGAUACAACAACCUGGAAGUUGCAGAGUUGUUACUUGAAAAUGGUGCAGAUGUCAAUGCACAGGACAAAGGAGGCCUGAUUCCACUUCAUAAUGCAUCUUCUUAUGGGCAUUUGGACAUAGCAGCCUUGUUGAUAAAAUACAAUACUGUGGUGAAUGCUACUGACCGGUGGGGCUUUACACCACUGCAUGAGGCUGCACAAAAAGGUCGGACACAGCUCUGUGCCUUGUUGCUGGCACAUGGCGCAGACUCAACAAUGAAGAACCAUGAAGGUCAGACACCUCUAGACAUUGCAGCAGCAGAAGAUGUGCGCUGCCUGCUGACCGAUGCCAUGCCUCCACAUGCCCUCCCUCCUUCGGCUAAAGCAUCAGCAGUUCAGCCACAAUGCCCAUCGAACAUGCUAGGAGGAAGCCCACUGUCAGCGCUGUCAUUGGAAGCACUGGAGGCUGAAAUCCCUGCAGCCAUGAGCCUGCUGUCAACACAGCGUGCCGGUCACGUACGAGAAGGCUCAGCAGCCAGUGAACCUCUCGCUGAGCUGACGACACACAACAAAGAAUUUAUGCAGUUUCUCACCAACAUUGGCCUGGGGCAUCUUUGUGAGCUUUUUGAGAAAGAGAUGAUUACAAUUGACAUCUUGGCUGAGAUGGGUCACGAGGAACUGAAGCAGAUAGGCGUGUCUGCUUAUGGGCACCGACACAAGUUGAUGAAGGGCAUUGAGAAGCUGCUCACAGGUCGAGCAAUCUCGUCAACACUUAUGCCCAACACAACUGGAACUGUCUUAGUGGACCUUUCGCCUGAUGAUAAAGAGUACAUGGCUGUAGAAGAGGAGCUUCAAGCUACCAUCCGUGAACAUAGGGACAAUGGAUAUGCGGGUGGAAUUUUCAUGCACUACAACAUCAUCAAGAUUCAAAAAGUGCGCAACCGGAAACUCCUGGAACGCUACUGCCAUCGGAGGAAAGAAGUUGCUGAGGAAAACCACAACCAGUCCAAUGAGCGCAUGCUCUUUCAUGGCUCACCCUUCAUCAAUGCAAUUGUUCAGAAGGGGUUUGAUGAACGCCAUGCCUACAUUGGGGGCAUGUUUGGAGCUGGGAUUUAUUUUGCAGAGAACUCAUCCAAAAGCAAUCAGUAUGUCUAUGGCACCUGCGGAGGAACGGGCUGCCCAAUACACAAAGAUCGUUCCUGCUACAUCUGCCACAGGCAAAUGCUGUUGUGUCGUGUGACACUGGGCAAGUCAUUCCUGCAAUUCAGUGCCAUGAAGAUGGCACAUGCUCCACCUGGUCACCAUUCAGUCAUUGGGCGGCCCAGCGUAGGUGGACUCUCCUACCCCGAGUAUGUUGUCUAUCGGGGCGAGCAGGCGUACCCGGAGUACCUGAUAUCCUACCAGAUUGAGAAACCUCAGGAUCAUGUCGUUCUGAGUUCGUAACAGGGUCUACUCCUGGCGAAGAACACUCAUUAUGGAUUCCAUGUCUUUGCAGUGAGCACAGCCUUCGAUGGGGGACUAGUGUCUGUGUGUGUUCAGUGGCAGUUUUUUUGGUGUAUGAGAAUGAUGAAGGUUCAAGCACAGGCUGUCCUAGCUACGACAAAACACUCUGAAGCUGGUUCAUUGUAUAUAGGAGGUGCUAGAAACAGAAUUUUAAUAUGAAAAUAGCAUUUUGAAACUAGAGCAGGCUUUAAUUGACAUUGAAACUGAAUUUUAGUUAGGCAUUGUUGGCCUUUUUAACUGAGUAGUAGGCCAAAAUGCAAUACAGUUCUUGUGGUGAUAAAAGUAUCUUACUUUGUGGGGCUUGUCCCAAGCAGCUCAUUUUGCUGAGAUCGGUGUUAUGUGAUAGUGCUUAUUUCUUCGUGUACAUAGCUUAUUGUGUGUAUGAAUGCAUCCUUUUCUAGAGUUUUAUCGUUUGUGUGACAUAUGUGCUAUUUAUAGGCCUGUUUUUAGUUGCCCAUUGUCAAACUUGCAUAGGUAAGAGUUAUUUCACAUAUAAGAUGUGGAAUCUUUCAGAGAUUUGCAAUGAUACAUAAUACUUAUUGUGUGAGUGGCUUGCACGAUCUUAUAUCACUGUAUACUGUUGUAAUAGCCACACUCUUAUCUUUUAAAGAGAAGUUUUUCUUGUUUUUUUUUUUUUUUUUUAGGGGGUUGCUGUGUGAGGUAAUGUUUUACGAUUAGUAUGCGAGAGAUAAUAUACAGUAGCCUGGUAAGGAAACCAAUGUUUGGUGGUCAGCCACUUGAAGCUUGGCAGGAAUGAAUUUAUCUAGACUGAGCAGUUAGUGAGGACACAGAUCAUGAAUGAGAAAUAAAUCUCCAUACAAAUUAAAAUGGGUUGGAGCACAUAUGACGGGCACUCCCUGGUCAUGAGCAACAGCUUGUCACUAUCUUUGAAAGGCACGUAGUGAGUGCAUUCUGCCAGUAAUAACCGAUAGGGCUUCAGAUGCUGGGGAGACUGUACCAUGAGAAAUGGAAGGCAAAAUAUUUUAUAUGGUAAUUUUAUAGUACAUGGAGCAGACAACUGUUAGAGUGUUGCAGAAUGGGAAAGAAUUGCAGCAAGGUGUGAACGGAGUCGGCUGAUGCAAGACAAGCGUUGGGCCCUGCAAUGGGCAUAUGUAUCCAACCUACUGACCUUUUUAGGUGAAAGCCGUCUUGGGAACAGAGCACCAAGUAUAUUUUAGUUGUGUGAGGCCCUAUUUAUUGGUCUAGGGAUUUUGUACUUUGUUACAUACGUCCCAACCUAAAUGAGCCUGUAUGGUCGUCUCAUUUUCUUAAAGCCAAUAGUUAACCUUCAUGUAAAAACUUUCAAGUAUUGUUAUUUCUAUAAUAAUUCCUCUUCUGCUUUUACAAGAAGAAAGGAUGUGGUUGUUAUGUAAGUCAGUAUGGUACAGUAGGUAGAAAAGCAGUUGAGAAAGCGAGAAACUUUAUGAAAGCUUGUUACAUCUGAGAAGGUGAUGAAAUUAUUGGUUGUUGCAUUCACUUCUGUGGAAACAGUUUGAGAGCUUGCAGUAAGUGUUGGCAUCUGUGUGUGAAGACACUGUGGUGUUGCCAUCUUUACAUGACAUGCUGAUGCAUGUGUUUCCACUGCUCAGUUUCAAUGUGCUUGCAUUUCUGGAGCGUUGACGGCGCCAGAGCUGGUGUGGGUAAAUAUGGUUUGCCAUCACCACUUUAACCCUGCUUUGUUUUCACUCAAGUUUUACAGCAAAAGGACAUUUUUGGUAUGCAUUGUUUAUCCUAGUUGGAAGCGCACCGUCUUAUGCUCACCAUCUGGAAAGGUUGGAAAUACAGGGACUGGUUUUUCCACCUGUCUACAACAUACAAACAGUAAUGAUGCCCCCCACAGUAGCCCAGUAGCUAUGGCAUUCUGCUGCUGCUAGCACACAUAAUCGCAUUAUUUAAAUGCUAGCUAAAGAAGAAAAUUAUUUGAGCUGUAUUAUUAAGUGACGCUAUAUCAAUACAAAGCAACUCUUACUGUGAGAGGAGGAGGAGUCUUGAUAAGCCAGAAAUACCUGUGACAAGACCAGCUCACCGCGACAUUGUAGAUUAUGAUGAUCAGAGCUUUUUGUGCAGUGGUGGCAGUAUGUAGUGGCAUGGUAAAAUCAAAGGAAAGCAGGUUGGCAGAACACACAGCCAGUAGAGCCAUUGCAGAAUAUAGGAACAGGUGUCAGUUAUAGUGGAGAAUUGUAGAAGCACCAGUUAGCGGCUGUAGUGAAGCAUUUGAAAAGUAUUUACAAGGGUUCGCUAUUCAGAGUUUGAAGCGACUCUGGUAUGUACUGUAGCAAAGGAAUCAAGAAAGAAGGCUGUUAGAACUGCCUUUGAUGCUUGAGUAGCUGUGAUUGGCAGACAUUUUGACUACAUUGUAUCAAAAUAGUCCUAUACUGAAUUUAACAACAUUUAUUACCUAGUCAUAACUGCCCAAAUACCCCCCCCCCCCCCCCAAAAAGAAAAAAAAACUUAAAAUUCGUGAUAUCACACUGAUGUGCUGGCACUAGGGUUUUGGUGAAAAGUUCAAAAAGUCCUUGACCUUCAUUUUCUCUUCUUAUAAUCAACCUAUAAACAAAAGUAGGGUUAUGAAACAAUAUCAGUCUACACUGAUUUAAGCCUUUUUCCCUCCACUGUGGCAUCCCUCAUGACUCACUGUGAAGUUUUGGGGGUGUUAAGCCCCACAAUGCCAAGAGUAUAUUUUAGUGAUGUGGACCAAACAAUCCGACCUUGUUGCAAAAUAUGAAUGAAAACAAAGCUAGUGUAAGCACAGAAACUUGCUUUAAUGUAGGUUGCUGUGUUACAAUUUGGCAUUGGCACCCCUUCCACUGCACUGCAAGCGCUGCAGUGGUAGCUAAACAGUGUGGUCGUAGCUGAACAAAAUAGUUAAUCCUAUGCCAGGUUUCUCUUUCUUCUUGUGACCCUGGGCAGUGUGGUUCAAGCACAAAAUGAAGACUUCUUAUCUUCUGAAUUUAUGGUUGGCAUUUUUAAGGCAAUACUGAUGGGUGUGCAAACAAGGACUAGGUUUUUGUAUACGUAGGAGUGUAUGCAGCUGACUAUUAAGUCUCAGAGAACAGAUCAUGAAAUGCAGUUUGGGCCCGCAUCAUUCUGUAAAUUCAUUGUUUAUUAUGUGUGCAUUUUUUACUUUAUUAUAAGUAUCUUUCUGAACUGUUCAAUUGCUGAUAUAACCUAUGUAAGGCAUGUUCCUUUGUAUUGUUGAUACAUUAUUUCUAACCUGAAACAUUGGUGCCCAGUUGUAGAACGAUUGGCACUCUUCAUUCCAUUGCUUCUUUUGUUGUAUUUCUUAACUUUUGCAUGAUCUCUUGAUGGCCCUGUGAAUGCUGAACAUAGAUUCUACUUAGGUUUAACUUGUCUGUAAAUACCUUUACCUACCCUGAGCAAAAUGAAAGGGUGCAUAAAUUUCCGAUGCAGAAAUUUUCAAGCCAUGCCUGUCACUAUGGUUGGACAUUAGAUACUUUCUUGUUUUAAAAGCGUGGGAAAAAAAAGUGUUUAAGAAAAGUUUAAGCAACAUUGCUGCACUUGGUUUUGCUGGCUGGUUAGGUGGCUGUGGUAAGUCAGCGUUCGUUACAAUGGACCCGCGUACAACAGGCUCGCAUAUAACGGAUCAUAUUUCAACCUUAGUUUGCUCUACCUAUUUUGUUCAUGCAACGAAGUUCACUUUCAACUGAUCGCACUACAUUGGACGAAAUUAGUGGCAGUUUUUGUCAAAAUCGGGUGUAUAAAAGGGACUUUUGCUGUGUCAACACGGACUGACAACUGACUUGCAAGGGUCAGCUGAUGAUCACAGCUCAAUAUCGCGCGCACGAGGCAUGGGGGGAGGGAGGUUCAACCUCGGCGGCUGCUGCUUACGGCGUGGCUGCGCGGGUGCCAUGUCUUGAAAGUGAUCUGCGAUGUGGGCAAAGUGCGCCCAGUGUCAGUAGCUAGUGUCAGUAACUUCGUAUGCGCUGUGCUUUCGACAUUUAGUUCGACGUUAAGUGCCUUAGUUAAGUGCGUUAAGGGCCCUGUGUCGCAGAAAAUACAGCGUCGGACAUCGCUUUGGCCAAAAGAUUUUCGAACCACCCAUACCCAGGCCUUCCAUGUUGCACAAGGAAGUUACUGAACUGUAUUUCUCAAGCUAAAAUAUGUAGAAAAAAUCAUGAAGUACGACUUACACACAACCUACAGACAUGAUAGCUUCGGAUUGUAAUUUGAAUAUACGGGAUAACAUAAUUCUGUUAAGUGAAAAGUCAAACCCCUUUUCCAGCGUUUCUAUCAUACACAGGCUGGCCAUGGCAUCUGCCAUUUGCUCGCGCCAGCAUGCUAAUAUCUCAGAGGCCAUGGAGCGGCGUACCCGUUUCCUUGAAACACUUCCAGAUGGCGCUCGCAUCGCGGCCCACGCAGAAAGCCCACCGUCGUACAUAGUAUUCGCCGCAAGCAUUUCUCUGUAAACAUUACGGUGCAAUUACGGGGAAGCGUGAGAAGAAGUCGGGGAUCUUUGAAUGCUAUGAUGUUCCACUCUUAAAGGGACACUAAAGGUUAUUAUAAAGUCAAGUUAAAGUGAUAAAGCAAUGCUCUAGAAUGCCUAAGGCGUCAAUAUAAUCACAAACAGAGCUUUAGUAAACGAGAAAUUGAGGUAAAUGCAUGACACGAUUUGAAACCCCCCAGCAACAUUCUGGUACUAGCCCGAUGACGAAGGCACUCCUCAUCAUAAUUUGUCACUAGUACUCAACUACUCGUAUUAAAAAUAUCAUUUCAUUAGAUUAUAAGAUGGAAGAAAAUGCUACUUGUCUACUUCUAUUCGAUUCUAAGAAAAAAUAACAUUUUGACGUUACCCUUGAAUAGCAUGGGUGAUCGAAAGGUUUUGUUUUCGCUCGACUCUGCGCGCUCGACUUUGCGCCGUGCGCGCUUUGGAGUUUCAGUUGUUUCUAUAUCGCGUCGUACUGCGGUGGUCCUGCUGGCUCGCGAAACUUGCAUUUAGAACAAGCAGCGAGAAUGUAACGUCCAUGUGAUGUCGUGGGAUGCGCGAACAGUCCACGGAACUUGGCCAAAGGCAGUUGCAGCGGCGAAUUCAACGUUACUUAUCACUGUGUGCCAACAAGUGAACCUCUCCGUUCGAAGUGGUUAAGUGCCGUACCUCUGCCACAGCACGCUGGCAAAGAGCCAAAAAAUCGCGUAGUGUGCUCGCUGCACAUUCGUCCAGAGGAUUACAAGUUCAACGCCGACUUACUGAAGUCAUGUGGAGUGCCUUUCAAAGCAGGCCGCCAUCGUAGUAGUACGCAACGACGCCAGCAGCGCAAGCCCUCAGCAGCAGGUCACAUUCAUCAGUGCUUAAAUCGCUGAAGUCGAGCCCAGCAUCGCGAGCUAAUGUGUCGUUGUCAGGGUCGUCCAUUGCAACGAGCGCCGAAGUUGGCGUCAUAAAAUAAAGAACCAGCUUAUCGUCGCGCACUUUCCCUUCCGCUAGCCACCAUAGUUCCGCUUUCGCGCUGCUGUCAGCUCUGUCUUGGCUCUGUUUCUGGCCACGCGUUUGUGUUUUACGCAGAAAAGCCAUAGCGCCGUCUGCGGGCGCUGCUUUACUCACCGACAGCGCAACGUCACUAUAAGACCAUGACAUUACCACUCCUCGAUCGGAGGGUGGGCAAUUUGAACUGCAGCACUAGAGGUACGCGGACACUUCAGAACGCAUUUUCUCUUAAAAUAAGUCUCUUCAUCGCACGAACCAAGCGUUUCGAGGUUUCUUUGAUGGUAUUUCAACAGUCCACGUUGACUUAAUAUUAACCUUUAGUGUCCCUUUAAAGGCGAAGCUUAAGGGGGGAUGCUAGGCUGAAGGGUCAACUUUUGAAGCGCUCAACCAAUUUUUAUGAAAUUUUCAGGGGUGGUUGAUCUUGUCAUUAGAAUAUCUUCCAAAUAUCAGCACCCUAGCGCAAUGAGAAAGAAAGUUAUAACUGUGAGAUUUAGCAAUCUUGUGUGUCAACUUAGGAAAACUAUCGUUUAUAAAAUAAUAAAAAUAUACAGAUUAUUUGUGAUUAGAUCCGUUCUAGAUGGUUUAUAGUUCAGGAUAAGGUCAGUUGCACAUUUUGUAUAUCAUCUCUGUAAAAAUGCCAUCACUCUGAAAGUGACGUUUAUUUUUUUUCGCUGUCAUUGCAUGUCAAAGAUCUGCUAAAUAAUAUAUGUUGGAAAAAAUUUAGGCAUCUGAAAAGUACUUUAUCUUGUUCCUCACAAAAUUUCAGUCUAGAAAAAACGUUGGAAGCUGCAUUUGGUGAAGCAGUUUGGAAAAGAUACUUUUCCUAUAGCUAUUUUUUUGCAAAAAGUGCAAACUGAGAAAAAUCAAUGCAAAGAUUUCAGAGCAUGGCAUUUAUUCUUAUGAUCAGAAAAAAUUAAAGUGCCCUGCUGCAUAUGUCGGGCCCUCCUCUUCAACACGACGCUGCUCUGCGGCAAUCCCCCCUUAAGCGUCCUGCAAAUCUUGACAGCAACUUUCCGCGGUCAUUGAGCGAGAUGUGUUCAUGUUUACCUGUGCACGCGUGACACCGUGCUUGUUAAUGUAGUUAUUAAGCGAAUGUUUACAACUUUAUCCUUACCAGCUACUACAAGCUACUAUCCUUAAUUCAUGUAGAUGUCUACUAAUUAGCUGUCGCAAUCAAUGCUUUGCCUCUGGGGUGAAACUACAACUUUUUUUGUUUUUGUUUUUACUUCGGAUGUUCGUCACUCACUCUUUGCGAUAACAAUGUUACACAUCACGACCAAAGUUUUCGAAAUGAGGCGUUUCAGAUAUUAUGGACUUGGGAUAAAAUGGACAUUUUCUGACGGAUUGUCAGGGUCCGUUGCAACGAGAGUGAACUGUACAUGUGUAGUGUCAAGCAGUUGCACAGAGCAAGUAUUUGAAUCUGAAGAAACUGCCUACAUCUGAUAUUACUACAAGGGUGGUAAUGAAGCACCACAUAAAAUGACACCAUGAAAAAACUGGUGUGAGUCUCAGGAUUUGUACCAAGUGGGCAUCUAUUUAGCAGUGAACAGCUUUCGAGUCAUAAAAAUAAGCCAACCAAUGAAAUUAUCUUAAUUACAGAUAUAUUGUCAACUAUCUGAGAUUUCUGAUGCCCUCUACUUCUAAUAUUGCCCAGAAGAAAUUGUAUUCUUUACCAUAUUUUUUUUUACAAUUGGAGACAGUCAUUUUUGUAACGCCCUGUGUAAUAUCAGUUCCAUUAGAGCUCGGCAUCUGAAUUGCAGUCUGGCUAAGAUUAUUAGUUGUGCUACUAAGGGCUUACACCAUGGAAGAUUUUAAAAGUUUCAAAGGGGGACACUUAUAUAUAUACUACAUACUUGGUUUUACACUUGGUUCAGAGUUUGGUUGUCAACACGUUGAGAGUUUUUCUGCAGACCUAAGUGUUAUCACAGGGGAUAUCCCAGAGUCUGGGCACUUUUCUUCUGGAGCACCACAGGGGCAUCCACUACUGCCACACAAUAUGAUGCACUGGUCUUUGAAGAUACUACUAACAUGUUACACAUAAUGUGGUGAAACUUGCAGUAUGUGACUUGAUGUGUGUCUACAAACAUUUCAAAACCUGGUAUACCUUAGAAAACAUGCAUUGAUGUUGUAGUUUCUUUAGCCAUCAUUAUUUUCAUGUUUUGGCCGUCAUGGUGUGUGAUGGUGUAUCUAGCUACCUUCCCUAUGAUAACAGAGGCAUUAACUAUUGUAAACCUGUGACAAAGGACGGUGAUGACUUUGCGUUGAAAUUGUUUACAAAGUGGCUCUUGCCUAUGGCAUUUAAACUGAACAAAUGGAAUUGCAUACAGUAUGAGCACCUUGAUUGGGAAGGGUGUUGUGACUAGAAUGCAAUUUUCUAUGGCUAUGGUCAGCAUCAGCAACUGUUGUCAUAUCCCUGCUGGCUAACUGACAAUGCUUGGUGGUCGUCAUUUUCUGUGUGUGUGACUGUGAUGAAGGGAGCAUUACUUUAACUGCGGACAAUGCUAGUGUGGUGCUUUCCCUUUAGGACUGAUGUGAUCUUGUUGCUUGUACUUUUAUUCAAAAUUUGGAGCUGUUCACUGCUCUAGAUAAGUGCCUUUGCCAUGUGAUGAAUGCUCAGCGAGUAUAUAACCCUUAUUUAUUGGUUUGACCAAGUUAAUAUGUUGUUGCAGCACAGCAUUGUAAUUAUUGGUUACAUUCACUUGAGUGGAUCUUGCUCUGCUUCUGUAUCAUGUGUACAUAUCAGUUUUAUUACUGUGUGUGUUUUCAAUGUCUUAGUUUUUGAAAUAUGUAAAGCACUUAAAGGGAAAACACAUCUUUCAUAUUCACACUUGGCCAUGGGAUACUAUGUGACCAUUUUUCAAUGCGUUGGAUCAUAUGUGAUACAAAUAAAACAGCUUAUAUGUUCA
This is a messenger RNA of Dermacentor andersoni, 12085 nucleotides long. It is a transcript of the gene Tnks, whose product is annotated as tankyrase. NCBI's taxonomy places the organism in Eukaryota, Metazoa, Arthropoda, Arachnida, Ixodida, Ixodidae. The record is from RefSeq and is a predicted model, not a curated record. Gene Ontology annotation, molecular function: NAD+ poly-ADP-ribosyltransferase activity; protein binding.